Messenger RNA from Clonostachys byssicola, 1464 nucleotides. NCBI's taxonomy places the organism in Eukaryota, Fungi, Ascomycota, Sordariomycetes, Hypocreales, Bionectriaceae. The record is from the annotation of a GenBank genome assembly.
AUGCCAAACUCAGCCAGCCGCCAGGCCUUGGCACUGCCCGAGAUCCUGACACCGAUCCUUGCCCUUGUGGACGACGACGACGACGGCUGCGGCACACUCGCAGCAGCAGCUCGAGUGAACACAGUGUGGUUCGGCUGUGCCACUGGACUUUUGUGGAAGAAAAUCAGCGGCGCUGCCCUUGGCUGUGUCCCUGCUCAACGGAGACAAGUGUACGCUUCCAAGAUUGAAGCUAUAGUCUUUACGGCCGAGGAUGGAGACCUGCACGAGCCAUUUAGAGAGCUAGAGUUUGCUCUCCUGAGGGAGCUCACACUGCACACAUAUCAUCCAGAGCCAAGAAAGGCAGCAUUGUACCAUCUCCGCCAGUAUCUUCGUCCAAGACUAGACAAAUUUUACUUCUUCGGCGGCGAGUUGGAUCAAGAAUUCAUGUCAUACGUGCAGAAUACUUGCCGAGACCUUACAAGAUUAUGGAUCGACCUGCCCGGGCGCAAGGUUACAGUGGAUUCAUUCUUCGACUUUGUUUCCGGAUUCAAGUUCCUCGAAGAAAUUCAUCUCAAGCGUGGAGUUGAUCAUUUACUUUCGGAUAAACUUCUCUACCACCUUGCGCGUUUACCGAACCUUCGAGAACUGGACAUCGGCCACUAUCUCUCCCCAAGGUUUCUCUCUCACAUUUCACAGAAAAUACCCGGCGCCUUUCCGGCUCUUGAAAGUCUCGGGGCCACAAUAGAUUCAGACUGUGUGCCUGCAAUCACCUAUACACUAAAGCAUGUUACCAGUCUUGAUCUCACGAUCCUUGACGCUGAACUCGACGCCUUGGCGAUCCUCGGGUCGACUCUAAGGCUACAGCAAAUCAAGAUUCUAUAUGAUUGCAGUAUCCAAUUCACCGCAAGCCAAUUACUAGCCCUCAAGCCUCUCCAAAACCUGGAAAAUCUCACUAUUCGGUCGACUCCCGGCGCAAUCGAGGUCUCUCAUCCCUCCGGCACUCUUUUCUGCGAUGAAGACUUCCAGGAGCUUGUAUCUGGGAUGCCAAAUUUGCGUUCUCUCGAACUAGAAUGUAUUGCCGACUUAGAGAUUGGAUCCCUCAAUUCACUCUCUGUCAGUUGCCCGAUGCUGGAAGAACUCGAACUGUUGUCGCCUUUCGAUCUGCAGUCGUUCUUGACAAAGGCAGGGGACGAGCCUAUCUUCCCUCAUCUCAGGAGAUUAGAGAUAAGCGGCAUCCCUGACCGAAUCUUCAAGUCAAUGGAUGAUUUAGUUAUGACAGCAACAAAUCUGUUUACACAAAUGGAACACCACUUUCCCGAACUAGAGACUUUAUAUCUAGGAAGAGACGAUCCAUUGGCGGAAAUUAUAACGGCAAUGUUUUACGAGUCGGAUGACGACGACGAUGAUGAUGAUGAUGAGUCUGAAGCUGGGGAAGAUGAUAUACCAGAGAAAGGGACAUUUGAAGUAGUGACACGCGGCAAGUAG